Messenger RNA from Botrytis fragariae, 2079 nucleotides. RefSeq names its product putative ser thr protein phosphatase family protein. Bases 1 to 2079 code for a protein of 692 amino acids. Gene Ontology annotation, biological process: sphingomyelin catabolic process. The record is from RefSeq and is a predicted model, not a curated record. NCBI's taxonomy places the organism in Eukaryota, Fungi, Ascomycota, Leotiomycetes, Helotiales, Sclerotiniaceae. The transcript has 3 exons. Gene Ontology annotation, molecular function: sphingomyelin phosphodiesterase activity.
AUGGCCAAACAUUUCCUCGUCGCCUUAAUUUUCGCGGGAUACCUUGCUCCUCUUACCCAAGCUGGAGCCGAACUAGAAAAAGAGUCUCAAUUACCAGGGGAACCAUCCUUUGUUGUCCCGUCGGCAUUCCCAACCUCAGUGUUUUCGAGUUACUAUCUCAAACCUGCUGCAACUGCCGAACCCCAACCAGCUUUGUACGAUCCGAUACUAAACAUCACCUUUCCUCUUAAUCUUACCAACCCCACAACCGUACCAACUGCUACUGAUGAUCCGGUAUACUAUCCAGAGGCUGUCGGCAAUCCGAGCAAUACACCUCCAGAAACAUUGCUCCAGAAUGCGUUAAACGAGGUUAAGGAUAUCAUUUACAAUCAAACUGGGCUUUCAAGUAAUUGUUCAAAAUGUAUUGCUGCAUUGAGCGUAGGGAAGACUCUCGCCCAGCAAGCUCCAGAAUAUGUACCUGAUGCUUUAAUUUCGUUAUGUCAAGCCACAGGCUUUGCAACAAACACCACGUGCAAAAAUAACUAUGCACCAGGGAGUUGGGGUGCGAUAUGGACACAAGUGCUAGCAUUGGCUGAUGUUACUGGAUCAGACGGUCAAUAUAUAUGUAGUUCUCUGAGCACUACUUAUUGUCCGCUCCCCAGCGCAGCGCCAUUAAAUACUACCGGAUUGUGGAAGCCAAAGCCGGCCAACGUAACGGCUCCAAGACCAAGUGGACAACGAAAGAAAGUCCUUCAUCUUUCGGAUUUUCACCUUGACCCUAGAUAUCAAGUUGCUUCUGAGGCAAAUUGCUCUUCUGGCAUGUGUUGUAGAUACACCGAUGCACCCACUUCUCAGGCAAUAUUUCCGGCACCAUUAUAUGGGUCUUACAAAUGCGAUACCCCAUACUUUCUUGCGCUAGCAGCUCUUCAAUCCAUUGGGGCUAUGACCGGUACCAACGGCUAUGGAUUGGAACCAGCUUUCACAAUCUAUACAGGUGAUCUCGUUUCCCAUGAUGCUCAAAACCAAAUGUCACGAGAAUACGUUGAGUAUACAGAGACUAGUAUCUACUCAAUGCUGAAAUCCUACAUCAAGAACCCUAUCUUCCCCGUACUAGGAAACCAUGAUUCAACCCCGGAAAACAUUGAUAGUCCCCACAGCUUACCUGGUCCUUUGGGUAAGCAGUUUAGUUGGAACUACGAUCAUGUCUCUUCCUUGUGGCAGCACGAAGGAUGGCUGAGCAAAGCAGAUGCCGAAGAAGCUGCUAUCCACUACGCUGCUUAUUCCGUGAAAACACAUGUCGGACUUCGGAUUAUCACAUUGAAUACCGACUUUUGGUACAGGUCUAACUAUCUUAACUUCAUCAACACGACAGACCCUGAUGUUUCCGGCUCAUUUAAAUUCAUGAUAGACGAGCUUCAAAUGGCGGAAGAUGCUGGCGAGAGGGUCUGGAUUCUUGGCCACGUAUUGUCAGGGUGGGAUGGAACCAAUCCACUCCCAAACCCAACAAAUCUUUUCUAUCAAAUCGUCGACCGCUAUUCACCCCAUGUCAUCGCCAACGUUUUCUGGGGUCAUACGCAUGAAGAUCAAGUGCUUAUUUACUACUCCAACAACGGAACCGUGCAAAAUUCCUCAAACGCUUUAACAACCGGAUGGAUUGGACCCAGCGUAACUCCACUGACAAACGUGAAUUCCGGCUAUCGCAUGUAUGAAAUUGACACCGGAUCAUUUGAAAUCAUGGACGCAUAUACAUUUUAUUCCGACGUAAACACCUAUUCUUCCCUUAAUGGGACUGGCCCUACCUACCAGUUCGAGUACUCUACAAGAGCUACCUAUGGACCAUCAAUUUCUUGGCCAGAAGAUGCGCCGCUCAAUGCGACAUUUUGGCAUGGUGUUACGGAAGCGAUGGAGAGAAACAGAACGUUAGUAGAGGUGUUUAAUACGUUUCAAGGAAAAAGUUCUAUCAAGAGCCCGAAUUGUACAAGUGAUGCUUGUGCGCAGGCAAAGGUGUGUUAUAUGAGGAGUGGAAGUGCGCCGAUCGGGAGGGCUUGUCCGCAGGGAUUUGCGAGCGUGCAGAGUCCUUAUCUUGGGAAGAACUUUUGA